This is a messenger RNA of Cladocopium goreaui, 1278 nucleotides long. The record is from the annotation of a GenBank genome assembly. NCBI's taxonomy places the organism in Eukaryota, Dinophyceae, Suessiales, Symbiodiniaceae.
AAAUUCACUCAAUUGGAGCCCUGAAACCAGCCAGUUUCCUGGAAAAGAUGGCAACCAUGGAAGAACUUGAGAAGCGCCUGGCAGCUUUGGAGAAGGCCAUGGAAGAAGAAGCGGCAGGUGCUCCACGCAAAGCUGGAAGCGAUGCACAGGUGAUGAAGAAGGUUGCAACACGACUCCAAGACUUCGAAUCGCAGAUCACAGCCCAACUCUCCAAUCUCCAAACGGACUUCGACAAGAAAUUGUCCCAUGUGAACCGCGGCGCUUCGUCUACGAAACCGGUAGACGGCGCUGGUGGGGCUGCUGGGCUCGACACCAUGGCUGAGGACUUGGAUCAAUUGAAGUACGACGUGGGCGAGUUGAAAGAUCUGUUGGGCAACAACAAGGGCGAAGUGAAUCAUAUUCGUCGCAUUGUCCUGGCUUGCGAGCGUGACAUGGAGGACUUUACGGCAGCCAUGGAUGCAGUGAAUGUUGACCUCGAUGAGAUGCGGGCGCGCGUGGAUGCCACCCACUCCAUCAUCACCAGUCGUCAGCGGGUGGAGGCCACAAUGACGGCGGAGAUUUCCACGAUGCGCUUGGACAUCGGUGACAUUCAAGAGGCCCUGAAGAACCACGACAGCUGGAUGGAGGAUGUGUCCAACACGUUGCAGCAGAUGCAAGAGAAGGAGGAGAACUUGACCGAAGACAUCAUCAACCUGAAGAAUGAGAUGAACACCAAGUUGGACACCAAAGUGGACAAUGUGGCAUGGAAGGAAGCCAACGACGACCUGGAUGCUGCCGUAAAGACGGUCCGCGACAUGGUGAGUUCCUUGCGCCUGGAUGUGGACGCACGACGCCGCAAGGUGGACGAGAUCCUUGCUACGGUGCGCCAUGACAUCACGGCAGUGGAGACCAAUCUGGAGGAGUCCAAGGCGAAGAUCACCAGCGACACGGACCAGGCGGUGAACGCCUUGAAUGGCCGCAUUGAUUUCACGAACAAGGACCUGGCAGCCACCCAGGAGUCCUUGCAUACCACUCAGAACUCCCUGAGCGAUUGCUUCAACGAAGUGGCCGUGGUCCGUAGCGACCUGGAGAGGAACGUGGCUGAUACUGAAGCACGCCUGAAGAACGACAUCCGCCAGAAACAGCAAGAGGCGUUCGAGAAGAUUGGAGCUGUGGAACAGCAGGCCGAGCUGCGCAGCGCAGAAGCCUCACGACGCCUUGGGGCCUUGGAUUUGCGCAUGAGUGGCGUUCAAGGAGGCUUGGGAGAACACAAGCGCGACAUCCUGAAAUUGCGCGAGG